Drosophila navojoa is the source of this 649-nucleotide messenger RNA. RefSeq lists its product as uncharacterized. The record is from RefSeq and is a predicted model, not a curated record. Lineage: Eukaryota; Metazoa; Arthropoda; Insecta; Diptera; Drosophilidae.
CAGCAGUCUUCGAUCUGUUAUCAAUCAGUAUUUACUAUGUAUUCUUCAAUGAAACUCUUUGCCUGUGCGCUCAUUGUUGCUCAGUUGCUGGGCUCGAUUCAGUGCGGAGACUACGACAACACGGAUAGAUGGGUCCUCUCGGAUAAGACAAAGCCUUUCCCCGAAAACGCCGUCCUGGGCGGCUAUGAUUCAUACGGCUAUGAAAACUUCGUGGGACGCCUGGCUUACUCGAGCUCGAUUCUGCCAGCACGUGUUAGGGCCGAAACUGGAUACGCUACCUUCAACACAGACACGUUCGCAAGUCAGGCCGCCUCCUACGAGCUAUUGGUGUCCAAUGAGACGGUCAGCUAUGACUGGGUGCGCAGCUUCGAUGGAUUCUUGGAGAGGAACGCUGUAUCCGUGGGCACAAGUUUUGAAAACGAGCGCGUCUACGUUUGCCGUGCCCGAACUGAUGGUGGAAUUUUCAUUGGCACCCUGUAUCUAAGCCAAAGGAAGUGCAGUAUCAAGUAUGAGAAUUUGCCGCUAAGAGAGGUGACCAAAUAUGAGGUACUAGUUCGCAAAACUACUCCAGAAAUAUACAGACCAUUCCAGAUCAAAGCCACUAAUGUGGUUGACCACGAAAUGAUUUGAAUUGUAAUAUAUUGAAAAU